UUUCAGAACUAUAUACACACAAAAAUGAGAAAAUUUCCGUGUCUGACAGAUUGAUGUUGGCUUUGGAAGAACUCGAUUUCAAUCAAUUGUGUUUUGAACCAAUAGAAUGAUGAAGGAUUCCCCUUACACCUGCCCACUAUUUCCAUGUCACUUAGGUGGGCAAAUAAUUCAACAGACCUUAUGCCUACGGCCUGGCGGUUACCCUGGUUUCAGCGGCGUAUUCGAGAAGAAUUAAUUUUAAUCUUGAAUUGUUGAUUUUUAGCUUUGAAUAAGCAAGGAGCGAGUACGAGCAAAGCCACUCGUUUCAAGUAGUUUCUGAUCCCAAGCGGAAUUUAAUUUUUGGACAAUGACUCAACAGGUGAAAAUGGCUUCUGAUAUCGACUCGUUCGAAGAACUGCUUCGAAAAUGUCCAGAUAUCCAUGCUCGAUUCAACUUCACAGCACUAAGAGAACUCAAUAACUCCGAUACAGUGUUACACUCUCUUUCGGGUAAUUAUUCCCUUUGUUUGAAGCUUUUGGACGAGGCAAAUACCAGCCUGCCGAAGGCAAAGACGACGUGUCUACCUGUUCUCAUUACGUACUUUGUACUAGUUGCAGUAUUCGGUUUGAUUGUCAACUUGUGUGUAAUUGGUACAAUUUGCCGCGUUCGUAGACUGUGGACGAUUACAAACGCAUUUGUCUUAUCUCUGGCUAUGGCCGACUUCUUCAUGGCCAGUGUCCUUGUUCCGUUGAACAUCUGGUGCCAGUAUUACCCCGGUCAAAACGCCUCCACAGCUAAGGACACGUUGUUUCCGUUAGUAGGCGCUGCGUCACUUCUCAACCUGGCCGGCGUUACGCUGGAACGCUUCAUGUCCAUUUCAUACCCGUUUAGGUACGACGCUUUCCUGAAUCGUUUUCGCGCCACAGUCAUCAUUGCUACCAUAUGGCUGGUAUCGAUAUUCCAGGCCCUCCUCAUCUUUGCUUUUAAAGACGAAAAUGGUAGAACUCCAAAACUUUACGAAGUCCUGCGAUUCGCCCUGGUGUUUGGUCUACCAUGUUUGUGUAUCUUGCUGGUAAACAUAAAAAUUUACUACGUAGCACGGCAGCAUGCGAGACAAAUCAAUGCAUCGAACCCAAACGGGCAAAGCGGCACAAGAAGCUCGAACCGAUCGUUCAUAAAAAAGCUCAAGACAGUUAAAAUCAUUGCUCUACUUGUCGGUACGUUCAUGGUGACUUGGUUGCCCUACUUUUGUUUGUCGAUAUAUGAGCUUCACACAGCUGUCGAGAAAAAAACAAGCGGCUUGGCGCUGGCUUUGCAGGUAGCAGAAGCGUUAGCGUGCGGAACUGCCCUGUUCAACCCGUUACUUUAUGGACUGCUACGGAAAGACGUGCGCGAGGCGAUAUUGAAAGGACUCAAGUGUGAAAAUGUGAAUCAGACUGAACUCCAAAGUUUUUCUUACAGCCUUCGUGCGGAGCAAACACGGUAAGAUCAGGAAAAUGCGAAAAUAUCCACAAACAUGGAACUCUUAGUUGGGUCGUGAAAAUUUGAAGGAAUACAAAUUUCAAAGAGUAUCACAACCCCCUUAAACUUAUCCGAGUGUGACCUUUUCGUAAAUUGUGUGGCUUAAAAAAGUCGAUAAAAGAAAGCAAUCAAAAUUGGUUUGCACUAAGACAGUUAGGAAAAUUGGUCGGUUCCGACUUGUAUUUAACCAAUUAUUAGAACUAAAACGUUUACUACCAAAAUUUUGAACGAGAAACCUGCAACGAAUUAGUGCAACUUUAACAUUUUGUGUGCUGAUAAUUUUUCGGUUUAGCCUUUAAGCGGAUAAUCCCAUCCAGCGUAUGCAGAUUUCUGUUUGCUCGUUGCUAAAAAUUUUCUAUAAAAGCAGCAAAAGAUCUCCUUUGUUGCUGAGUAAAUUACCAAUACAAUAAUGAAAUCUCUAGAUCGCUGGCUCCAAACAUUUGUUAAUCGAUCGACAGAAAUGCGUCGAAUUACGUCCAUCGAUAAAAUAUCUUAGGCUUAACUGAGUUUUGUUAAGAAAAAUAAAUGUCAGUUUCAAUAUUGUGAUAUGUUUAACUGCCGGACUUUUCAUUGCAUCACAUGCCAGAGGAAAAAAAAAACAUUUCUUUUUUUAUUCAAGAUCACUGAUAGAUAAAACAUUUGUAGGUUUGAUGUAAAAUCUACUUAACGAUGCAAAAUGAUAAAUUAAGGUAGAUUAAGGCUUGUAAAUAAGUGAAUCAUGUUAUGCCGUGGGACUUAUCUGUGAUGUAAUUAAUA
Molecule: messenger RNA, 2256 nt
Organism: Pocillopora verrucosa
Lineage: Eukaryota; Metazoa; Cnidaria; Anthozoa; Scleractinia; Pocilloporidae
Source: RefSeq, a predicted model, not a curated record